UGAAUAGGACAUGAAGAUCAACAGACGCACGCUAUGCAGACGGUCUGGGUGAACAGCCUGACGACAAACUUAACCAGCUAGCCAACGAAGCAUUUAUUUAAUGGAAAACUUGCUCUUCAAGCCAGUUCUUGUGUGUCUGCGAAACCCAAAGUAAAAACAGUCUCUCACUUUGACAAAGUCACACUAUCAGUAUGGUGUCUUAUAAGCGGCUGAACCCUGAAGAUGUUCAGUUUUCCAGUGCAGUAUUGUUAGAGGAGCCUCGUCCUGUCCGUGAAGAAAUUCCAGUGCCAGAGCAAGAAGAAGCCACCCUGCUUCCACGGAGGCCAACAUGCUCCAUCACCACAGGUCUCUUGGUGAUUGGCUUCCUGCUGCUGCUCCUCUGUGGAGGCUGGCUGCUGGGCACCAUGUUCUGGCUGCACAAUCCGUCCAAUCCGUCCAACCAAGGCCCACGUAGACCCCCGUCACCAGCCGCCUCACCAACUUUAGAAUAUGAGGAGAAAAAGAAAGUCAUGAACGACACUGAAGCCGCCGCCCGCCGCGAGGCUUGUACUUUAAUCCCUGAGGCGUGGAGAUUUGAUUGCUACCCUGAAAGAGGCGCGAUUGUGACCCAACAGAUGUGCGAGGCAAGGAAUUGCUGUUUCAUCCCAGCAUCUUCUCCCGCCUCCUCGGCCUCCAGCACCUCACGGAGGAAUGGUAUCCCCUGGUGUUUCUAUACACCGGAUUUCCCUUCCUACUCACUUGUGUCAAUUGAAGACACGCCCCUGGGACAGAAAGGGAAGCUGGUAAAGGAUGUGAAGACCUACUACCCAGCAGACAUCCUCAAUCUAGAGGUGGAGCUCCGUUCUGAGACGGACACGCGGCUUCAUGUGAGGAUUACUGACCCCUCAAGUUCAAGGUUUGAGGUUCCCAUCUCUGUUCCCACUGUCACCAAGAAGGCUGAAAGUCCAGACUACAUCAUAGAGCUUUCGAAGACGCCGUUCGGUCUCAUUGUGAAAAGAAAAUCUACAGGAACGGUGCUUCUGAACACCACCGUGGCUCCUCUCUUCUAUGCUGACCAAUUUCUCCAGUUCUCCACCUCCCUGCCCAGCCAGUUCAUAUAUGGCCUGGGGGAGCACCGCUCCACCUUCCUACAUGACGUCCACUGGAACACACUCACCAUGUGGGCCAGAGACGUGCCUCCUAUGGAGCAGACAAACCUGUAUGGAGCCCAUCCUUUCUACCUGCUGAUGGAGGAUGGCGGGAACGCACACGGCUUCUUCCUGCUUAACAGCAACGCAAUGGAUGUGGCUCUUCAGCCCGCCCCCGCUCUCACCUGGCGGACGAUCGGUGGAAUCCUUGACUUUUACCUUUUCGUCGGCCCUGAUCCGGCUGCAGUGAUUGAACAGUAUAUCGAGGUCAUAGGCUUCCCAGCGAUGCCCAUCUACUGGGCUUUAGGCUACCAUCUUUGUCGCUGGGGUUACAACACUAGUGAUUCCACCUGGGAGGUUGUCAAGAGAUUAAGGAACUAUGGGAUACCUCAGGACGUCCAGUGGAAUGAUAUCGAUUACAUGGACGACUCUAAGGACUUCACUUUUGACUCGACAAAGUUUGCCACACUUCCUGAUCUUGUCAAAGACCUGCACGCUCACAACCAGCGCUACGUCAUGAUGCUGGACCCAGGAAUUAGCAGCACCCAGCCUGAGGGUUCCUAUUGGCCGUUUGAUGAAGGGCUGAGGAGAGACAUUUUUAUCAGAGAUGCUGAAGGAAAAGUACUCAUUGGACAGGUGUGGCCUGGUCUAACAGCUUAUCCUGAUUUUUCUGAUGAAGCGACGCAUGAGUGGUGGUACGACAACCUCCAGAGGUUCCAUGAGAAGGUGCCGUUUGAUGGAUUAUGGAUUGACAUGAACGAGCCGUCGAACUUCAUGGACGGUUCAACCAUUGGCUGUCCAUCAAACAGUCUUGAAAAUCCUCCAUACAUGCCGGGUGUACUGGGAGGUUUGCUGAGAGCCAAAACUUUGUGUGCCACUGCACAGCAGAAGCAGUCCAUACACUAUAAUAUACACAGCCUCUAUGGACUUAUGGAAGCUAAGGCAUCUGCAAGUGCUCUGAAGCGGAUUAUUGCAAAGAGGCCGUUUAUAAUCUCCCGCUCAACCUUCCCCAGUCAAGGGAUGUACUCGGGUCACUGGCUGGGAGACAACAGGAGCCAGUGGAAAGACCUGUAUACUUCUAUUUCAGGUAUGUUGACCUUUAACCUUCUGGGCAUCCCGUUGGUGGGAGCAGAUAUUUGUGGCUUCAGUGAGGAGCCACAGGAGGAGCUCUGUGUCCGCUGGACGCAGCUGGGAGCUUUCUAUCCCUUCACACGCAACCACAACGCCAUCGACAUGAAGCCACAGGACCCGACAGCAUUCAGCGCUCUGGCUAACACAGCCAUGAAGCAGGCUCUGCUGCUGCGUUAUUCUCUCUUCCCUGUCCUCUACACGCUCUUUCAUCACGCACAUGUUCACGGACACACGGUGGCACGGCCCCUCAUGUUUGAGUUCCCGAAAGAUGUAAGAACCUACGGCAUUGACAAACAGUUCCUGUGGGGGAAGAGUUUACUGGUGACACCAGUGUUGGAGCCUGGAGUUGAUUACGUGAUCGGCUACUUCCCAGAGGGCCUGUGGUACGACUAUUAUGUGGGCGAUGCUGUUCACAGUAAAGGUGAAGAACUUCGACUCCAAGCACCGCUAGAUAAGAUCAACCUGCAUUUACGUGAGGGCUCCAUCAUAGCCACACAGGCUCCCAACCUGACCCUGUGGGUGAGCAGCGGUCAGCCCCUCCACCUGGUCUCUGCUCUCUCUGACGAUGGUUCAGCCAGCGGGGAUCUUUGGGAUGAUGGAGAAAGCAUCGACACCUAUGAGACCAACAAAUACGCCUACAUCAUCUUCAAUAUUACUCAGAACGUGAUGACAUCACAGGUGCUCCAUAGCAAUGUAGAGGCCACAUACAUCACCGUGGAGACGGCCUCUUUCUAUGGUGUGAAGAAGGAGCCAAGCAGAGUGCUGGUGAACUCCCAGGAUGCAACGUUCACUUACAGAACCAACCAGGUGUUAACUGUUUCAGAGCUCGGUCUCAACCUCAGUCAGAACUUCACCAUCAGCUGGAUGUAAUACGUCUGGGCUAUACAAUGUUGAGAAGGUGAUUUUUCCACUUUGGGACAUUUGAAGUUAAGAAACAAUAACUGAGGUUAAAGUGUUAGUGUGAUGCUAUCAGUGUAGGAGGGAUAGAGCUUUUUUUUAAGGGGGCUCUUUUUUUUUAAUGGCAUAAUUGCAAAGUGUUGAUUUGUUGGAGGAACUUUUAUCUCAUCUUGAAAAUAAAAUAUUGUUUUUUCAUCGUUCUUAUCAUUUUUAGUUGUAAUGCGGUACUCCAGCCAGAUGGUGGCUGUAGUGCAUGUAAAGCUCCUCUAAUAAUCUUUGAUUAUACCUCCGAUGAAAGCUUCGAUUCAGCACUUUAACCUCACAGGCAUUGUUACUAUGGUAUCUAAGGUAUUAGACUACAGAGACAAAACACGCUGUCGAGGAAACAGACGGACUCUGGAGUGAGUGAGAUCAGGGCUGUGGUCUCCAUGUUCAUAGUGUGGCAUCUAAAAAAAAUACACAGCCUUUCUGUAUACAGAAACAACAAAAUACACACUGACCUUCAGUAGACAGAACACUGCUUUAGAUAUUUGUGUUGUAAAUGUCUUGACUGUUUAUUGCUAGCUGAACUCUUACCCACCAUAAAAAACCAGCGUUGCUUUUGAACUGUUUUACUUUCAUUUUAAAAAUCAAAUCAACAUUUGAAAUGUUUUCAUGAGCAGGGAGAAGAUGUGCAAUAAAAUUAGAUAAUCUGCAUUUAUAGAAAUAAGUAGCUUGAACACAGCUCACUAUGUAAUAUAUUUGAUGUGCUUGAAUGCUGAUGAAAGCCUAUUUUUGCACUCAUUAGAACUGCAGUAUUGUAAAGUAUGGUACAGGUGCCUUAUGAUCCCUGCGUUUGUGUUUUGGAGCCUCUCUGAGUUUGUUCCAAAUGAUCUUUUGUUCAGCUUUUUAUGUUUUUAUUUGAGAAAACUCCAGCGUCGCUAUGCACAGAGAUUACUUUAGUAUAAAACUAAAAGUGAACAAGACAUGCUAUGUGUGUUCUGCUAUCAUUUAACUGUGAAUAAAGCUUCAACCUAAAGCGAGAUAUAUUUUCCUGGAGCUGGUGUAGUGAAGUUUUGAAGAUCUGUACAGAUAAUCCAGAUUAAAUUUUGACCUUGAUGCUGUGAAAAUCGGACUCCAUUGAAAGAAUUUAUCUCAGAUAAAAAGCUUGCACCUUCCUUUAAACUUUAAGUGUAAGAGAUCAUCAAUGAAUGUGUGCUGUAAACUAAGCCCAAACCCAACAUGUAUCAAGGCAUGUCAAGAUACUAAAUGUUAGUAUUUCAGUCUGUCAUUAUGAUGUUUGAUGUUUUGAUUUUUGUUCAAUUGCUUUCUUUAAUUAAAUGAAUAAUGUAAAAAUA
This is a messenger RNA of Labrus bergylta (ballan wrasse), 4492 nucleotides long. It is a transcript of the gene gaa2, whose product is annotated as alpha glucosidase 2. Gene Ontology annotation, molecular function: alpha-1,4-glucosidase activity; carbohydrate binding. The record is from RefSeq and is a predicted model, not a curated record. NCBI's taxonomy places the organism in Eukaryota, Metazoa, Chordata, Actinopteri, Labriformes, Labridae. Gene Ontology annotation, biological process: carbohydrate metabolic process.